UGUCAGCUGCUCUUCGCUAUCUGUGUGGGCCUUAUCGAUAUCAGCUAACGAGUACACAGCCUUACUAUCACAUAUGAGUCAAGCGUGCAGCUGAGUAAGGCCCCGCGGUGACGUCACGGCGGGUGUUGCGAUACGUAUAUGUGGAAAUUCCGGAAGGUUGAGCAGUGUGAUGGUAGGAUUCAGUCAGUCUGGUUGCGUAGUGAGGGUAGUGUGAGCUUGUGCUUACGUGUGUGCGUUAAUGUUCGCCCAUAUACACGACGAAGCUGUUUACGUAUUACGCUACACAGGUCCAGAAAAGACGAAAUGAGUAAGAAUUCACAGUGGAAGUUGACAGAAAAUGGAGUGCUUGCCCUUUAUGAACAGCAUUUCAAGAAGGAAGUUAGGGUUCAGGUAAUCUUCAAGACCUAUAUUGAUUCCACCUGUUACCUGCGAGUGUCAGAUGGCCAGCAUCUCUCCCCUGUUGUUAUUAUAAUGUGCCAAAUGCAUUCGCACACCAUGUUUAGCGUCGGGGCAAUCAUAGCUAUCAAGGAGAGACGGUUGGUGCCUUUUGAUGAUUACGUAGAGGAUGAUGGGCCUCAGUGGUUCAUGAAGGAUUAUGGCGUGCACCACCUUUACAUUGAGAGGUACAUCUUGGUGGCCAGUCACACUGAUGUCGGACAAGUUCUAGGUUCUCUUCAUCAUAAUGGCGACUACCGUGAAAAUAUGAAACUGAUGCUUUCUGUCUUGAGCAAGUGGAUUCCUGAGGAUGAACAACUGCAGUGGCAGGAACAUGACUCAAAUGAAAUCCACCUGAGACAGGAGGAAAGAGACCGUUUAAGAGAACAAGGCAAUAGCUUUUUCAAACAAAAUGACUUCAACAGAGCCAUUGACUUCUAUAAUGUGGCUAAAGUUGAGGAUCCUUAUGACUACCGGGUGUGGUCCAACUGCAGCCAUGCUUACUUCAAGCUGAAGGAAUACUUGCCAGCACAGCUACAUGCCAUUGUAGCAACGAAGCUGAACCCAUUCUUUGAAAAGGCCUAUUACCGAGCAGGACAGGCAGCACUCAGGGAGAGGCGUUGGUGGGAUGGGGAAGAGUAUGCUAAGUGCGGUAUCUUUAUCUGCGGUGAGACAAAGGAAUUGCGGCAGAUCCUGGACGACUCAAUAAAUAUCCCCAAUGACAACCAAGGAGGCCUAUUAAACAGUUUCAUCUCAGACGGAAUCAGAGGCUUUGUCAGGAACCACACUGAGAGCAUCAUCAACAGCACCUUGGAAUCUGUCGAUUUAAAAUCGGCUCACCAAAAAAGUCGUUGUAUUGUCAGGGACAUACAAGAACAAUUCAUGAAGAAGAAACAUGCUGAUUUAAGUGGUGCUUUAGUGAAGGAGCAGAAGAAGGAAACCAAGAAGAUUAACAAAAAAUCUAAAAAGCUUGGAGAGGAUGUGGCAACAACUUCAGCAGCUGCUGCAACAGCAUCAACAACAGCAUCAGUCUCUAAGGAACAGAAGAGUAAGGGAGAGGAGGAGAGGAAGCAUUUCCAGGUAAGGGAAGCAGAUGAGGGAAAGCGGAAGUACUUCAGCACAAUGUUGUAUGUUGAAAAUAUGUGGGAACAGCAUGACCAGCAGUGUUUCCAAAUCUAUGUUCCAGCCAUCAUGUGGUGA
Molecule: messenger RNA, 1635 nt
Organism: Scylla paramamosain (green mud crab)
Lineage: Eukaryota; Metazoa; Arthropoda; Malacostraca; Decapoda; Portunidae
Product: RNA polymerase II-associated protein 3-like
Exons: 12
Coding region: 139-1635 (498 amino acids)
Cellular component (GO): protein folding chaperone complex
Molecular function (GO): protein binding
Source: RefSeq, a predicted model, not a curated record